CAGAGGAGCCAGCGAAUCGGCUGUGCCACCCAGGACUGUGGAAUCUAAAGGAACUCAUUGGGGACCACAGAGCUGGUGGUGACUGGGAGCAGGAGCUUCCCAGUUGUAGAAGACAAGGUCCUAACUGUGAGUGAUAAAGAGGGAGUCCUUCAUUUUCCAUCAAUAACAUCCUCCAGCGACUGUCAUCAUGGCAGCUGAGAAAGCUGAAAUGGACGCUCUGAAAAAAGAGUGUGACGGCCUUCGUUCUCAAAUUGAGGCGGCGCGUAAGGCCGUGAACGACACCACCAUGUCAGCAGCAGCCAAUGGUGUGGCCCCUGUGGGCCGGGUUCAGCUGAAGCUCAGGAAGAACCUCAAGGGCCACCUGGCCAAGAUCUAUGCCAUGCACUGGUCAGCAGAUUCAAGGCAAAUGGUCAGUGCAUCACAGGAUGGCAAGCUUCUCGUCUGGGACACCCACACUGGGAACAAGCUGGUCGCUGUCCCUCUGAAGUCUGCUUGGGUUAUGAGUGUCGCCUUUGCUCCUUCUGGUAACCUGGUGGCCAGCGGUGGUCUGGACAACAUCUGCACAGUCUACAACAUCAAGGCUGCCAGCCCCAAGACCCUCAGGGAGCUGGAUGCACACACAGGUUACUUGUCCUGCUGCCGUUUCCUUAGUGAUUCUGAGAUCUUGACAGCCUCUGGUGACACCACCUGUGUUCUGUGGGACUUGGAGACGGGCAAGCAGAAAGUGGUCUACACCAACCACAUUGGGGACUGCAUGUCACUGGCCCUCUCCCCUGACAUGAACACCUUCAUCUCAGGAGCCUGUGACUCUCUGGCCAAGCUGUGGGACCUGAGGGAAGGAACCUGCAAGCAGACCUUCUCAGGGCACACCAGCGACAUCAACGCCAUUUCUUUCUUUCCCAGUGGAAAUGCCAUCAUCACAGGCUCUGAUGAUUGCUCCUGCAAGAUGUAUGACCUGCGUUCCGACCAGGAGGUGAUGGACUACACAGACGCCAGCCUUAACGCCGGCGUCACAUCUUUGGCCCUCUCCAGCUCUGGCCGCCUUAUCUUUGCAGGCUAUGACGACUUCAACUGCCACAUUUGGGACUCACUGAAGGGAGAGAAAGUCGGUGUGCUCUCUGGCCAUGACAACAGGGUGAGCUGCACCGGCGUUCCAGAAGAUGGACUGGGCGUCUGCACAGGAUCCUGGGACAGCUUCCUCAAACUGUGGAACUGAGGCGUUUUCAGUGGGAAGAAAACAGCUCAGGAAGAAAAGAGGAGGAGCAGUAAUGAGGAGGGAAUAAGAGAAGGAAGGAUGCAUGAAUAAAUAAGGCCUCCUCCUCCUCCGAUCUUCCUCUCUUCUUCCUUAAUGAUGUAUACUAAACAAGAGCGGUGGCUAAUGAGCUUCAUUGUAUAAAUGGCAUCAGGGAAACGGCGUACGAUGCAUCCUGCUGUGUGUACAGAACAACUUCACUGUUGUCAAUUUCAAUAACAAAGUACAUUUUUUAAAAUAGCUCAUUAAUCUAAAUGUCUAAAGAGCAAGAAAAGGGGCUCUGAUUCAGAAAUACAUAGAGGUUUUCAACAAAAGACAGAACGAGAGCAUAAGCACUAAAAAAAAAAAAAAAAGUUAUAGAAUAACAGAUUUAACUUUUGUUCCUCAGAUCAUUAAACUGUAAAAGAGCCUUGAAUUCACAUAGAUAAAAAACCGAUGUAAAAAUUCAUUUGU
Messenger RNA from Cyprinodon variegatus (sheepshead minnow), 1705 nucleotides. RefSeq names its product guanine nucleotide-binding protein G(I)/G(S)/G(T) subunit beta-3-like (gene gnb3b). Gene Ontology annotation, biological process: G protein-coupled receptor signaling pathway. Lineage: Eukaryota; Metazoa; Chordata; Actinopteri; Cyprinodontiformes; Cyprinodontidae. Gene Ontology annotation, molecular function: signaling receptor complex adaptor activity; protein binding. The record is from RefSeq and is a predicted model, not a curated record. Bases 188 to 1216 code for a protein of 342 amino acids. Gene Ontology annotation, cellular component: heterotrimeric G-protein complex; cytoplasm. The transcript has 9 exons.